CGGCUCCCGGUCUUGGAACUUUUCCUCUGUGGUAUAGUAUCUCUACAAAUUCUUCUUGGUCUUGGAGCUUGGUGUCUAGCGGCUACACAUUCUUCCUGGUCUUGGAACUUGGUGUCUCGACUACAAAUUCUUCCCAGUAUUGGAACUUGGUGUCUUGGCUACAAAUUCUUCCUGGUCUUGGAACUUGAUGCCUGCGAAACUCUGGCAAAACUGUCGAAAUUUGGCAAAACUGACGAAACCUGGCGAAACUGCCGAAACCUGGCAAAACCUAGGGAUGUUAAUGGAGUACUCCAGGGUGGUGUAGUGCAUACUCUGGUAGAGUAUCCCUUAACACCACACCACUCUGAAGUAUGA
Molecule: messenger RNA, 354 nt
Organism: Ambispora leptoticha
Lineage: Eukaryota; Fungi; Glomeromycota; Glomeromycetes; Archaeosporales; Ambisporaceae
Source: the annotation of a GenBank genome assembly